This is a messenger RNA of Pantherophis guttatus, 4962 nucleotides long. It is a transcript of the gene SAMD4B, whose product is annotated as sterile alpha motif domain containing 4B. Gene Ontology annotation, molecular function: mRNA binding; protein binding; phosphatidylinositol-4,5-bisphosphate phospholipase C activity. The record is from RefSeq and is a predicted model, not a curated record. Lineage: Eukaryota; Metazoa; Chordata; Lepidosauria; Squamata; Colubridae. Gene Ontology annotation, biological process: nuclear-transcribed mRNA poly(A) tail shortening; negative regulation of translation; intracellular signal transduction. Gene Ontology annotation, cellular component: P-body.
GCGUUGUGACGUCGCGCGCCCCCCUCUGGAGUGUGUGGUGGCUGGAGCUGCCCUGCGUGUGUGAGUGUGGGAGUGAGCGUGCGCGAGUGUGGGAGCGUGGGGGCGCGCGCGCGUGGAUGUAUGUCUGUACGUGGGUCUCCGGGCGUGCGCGCGCGCGCGUGUGUGGAACUCGGCCUCCCCGGUGGGGCCGGAGCGGGCCGCGGCGACGGGAGAUCUGAAAGGAUCCGUCAAAGAAGAGGAAUCCCAAAGAACCUACAGGGAACCAAGAGUUUCUGACUGACCCUACUAGAGUGAAAAUCGGUGUUGUGGUGCUGCCUAUCUGCUAAACCCCCCCCCUCCUUGAAAACAUGUGAGGGGUGCCCCUUUCCCUGUGCUUUUCUUGACCCCUCUGUGGGUGCGUUGCUGCUAAGGCCAAGGCGCUGGCCAUCAUGAUGUUCCGGGAUCAGGUGGGCAUCCUGGCCGGCUGGUUCAAAGGCUGGAACGAAUGUGAGCAGACGGUCGCCCUGCUCUCCCUUCUCAAGCGCAUCUCUCGCACCCAAGCCCGCUUUCUGCAGCUGUGCCUGGAGCACUCGCUGGCCGACUGCACAGAGAUCCAUGUUCUGGAAUCUGAAGCUAACAGCGCAGCCAUCAUCAACCAAUGGCACCAAGAGCCAAAAGACAAAGUGGUCUCCCUGCUCCUCUCCCACCUGCCUCUCCUCCAGCCCGGCAACGCAGACGCCAAGUCCGAGUACAUGAAGCUUUUGCAGAAGGUGCUGGCCUACUCCAUCGAGAGCAACCUCUUCAUCGAAGAGAGCCGGCAGCUGCUGUCCUACGCCCUCAUUCAUCCGGCCACCACCCUGGAUGACCGCAGCUCCCUGGCCCUUUGGCUCAACCAUCUCGAGGAGCGCCUUUCCAGCGGCUACCCCAGCCAGGGCAGGGCACGGCCAGACACGGCCUACCACUCGCGCCAAGGCUCUGACGACUGGCAAGGUCCAGGGGAGACGGGCCUCGGAGACCUGGGCCACGGUUGGCAGGAGAAGGCACCACGGGAAAAUGGUCACAUGUCCUUCCACCCUGCCAGCUCGGUGUCCUCGGGCAUCAAUAGUAUUGGGAGCAGCACGGGCAGCACAGCUCUUCCUUGCCAAAUCCACCCCAGCCCACUGAAGCGCUCCAUGUCGCUCAUCCCGUCGGGCCAGCAGGUCACCAGCGAGUGGAUGAACGUGGAUGAGAUGGGGGCCAGGCCGGCCUUCAUCUCCAGCGGGGAGCACGCGCCCCUCUCGCCCCAAAGCAGCGUGGCCUCCUCAGGCAGCGAGCAGACUGAGGAACAGCCCGGCAGUCGGAACACCUUUCAAGAGGACGGCAGUGGCAUGAAAGAUGUUCCCUCGUGGCUGAAGAGCCUCCGUCUCCACAAAUACGCAGCCCUUUUCUCCCAAAUGACCUACGAAGAGAUGAUGACUCUCACGGAGCAACAUCUGGAAUCGCAGAAUGUGACCAAAGGAGCGAGGCACAAAAUUGCCUUAAGUAUCCAAAAGUUGCGUGAAAGGCAGAGUGUCCUGAAGUCCUUGGAGAAGGACAUUUUGGAAGGGGGGAACUUAUGGAACGCGCUUCAGGAACUGCAGCAGAUCAUCACCACCCCCAUCAAGGCCUUCCACACUCUGCAUGCUGUGGCCGCAUCCAAGGAGGCCCAGCCACUGGCAGCCGAGCCAAGGGGGGGUCCCACGCUGGGCCUGGAGAAAAGCAACGAGGACAAGGAAGCCCCCGAGGACCACUUCCCGCCCCCAACAGGCUCUCCGUGUGACGGAGAAUCCGGAGCGGCACCGAUCGCCGAAGGGGACAUUGCAGGCCAGUUCACUCGCGUGAUGGGUAAAGUGUGUACGCAAUUGCUCGUCUCCCGGCCAGACGAGGAGAACAUCACCAGUUACCUCCAACUGAUAGAGAAGUGCUUGAUGCACGAGGCCUUCACUGAGACCCAGAAAAAGCGCCUCUUGUCCUGGAAGCAGCAGGUCCUGAAGCUGCUCCGUACUUUCCCGAGGAAGGCCGUGCUGGACAUGCAAGGCUAUCGCCCCCAGAAAGGGUGGGCCUUUGGCUCCAACUCUCUCCCCAUAGCUGGAUCUGUGGGGGUGGGAGUGGCCCGCCGAGGACAGAGGCAGUUCCAGAUGCCCCCCCGUGCCAUCCCCCCAAGCCGCAUGGGGAUCCUGAGUCCUGUGGGGAUCGGUGGAGUCUCCCCACGGCACGGACUGACCAGCCCGAAUCUGGGGAGCCAAGGUCGGCAGAACCUCUGGUUUGCCAAUCCCGGGGGCAGCAACAGCAUGCCCGGCCAGAACCGCAGCUCAGUCCAGCGGACCCACUCACUGCCCGUCCACACCUCUCCUCAGGCCAUCCUCAUGUUCCCACAGGAUUGCCAGCUCCCUGGAACGGAUCUGGAGAUCAACCCCACCUUGGAGUCACUGUGCCUGAGCAUGACGGAGCACGCGCUGGGCGAUGGCACGGACAAGACCUCAACCAUCUGAACAAGCUGGAUCUGCGGGCAUAUUCCUGAGAAGCUUUAGGAUGGCUGUUUAUUUUUUUUUUCUCCUCCCAUUCCUUUUUUUUGUUUUGUUUUUUGUUUUUUGUUUUAAACCCCUCCCCCAGGGGUAUGUCAUUACGGGGGUAGGUGAAUAAUUUUUUUGUUUCCCUCUGACACCCCCACCCCCCAAAAUUCGCCCUUCUCCAGCGUUCCUUAGCAGCCAGAGGAAUAGAGGAGAAAAAACUGUCACUACAAUCUUUACCAUCUUAUUGUGUUCUAAUAUUUUUUUUUCCUAUUUUUUUUAUUAUUCUUAUAACUUCAGAUAUUGGUUUAAUAUUUUGAUGUACAGGGGAGGUGGCGGUCUCCCCGGUUUAACGUGCGGACGUGGGGGCCUAAAUUAGGCCCGGUAUAAUUUCCGAUUUGGUUUUCCUCUCUCGGCCCCCUCCCCUCCUUUCCAGUGCCUACCUCCUCUCUCGCCCUCCCAGGAAGGGACAGGGAAGGGAAUCCAAGGUGACACCUGAGUAGAACCAGAGGUCAUGCUGAAAGACCCCUCCCCUUGCACUGGCUCACCUGAGCCGUUUCCCCCGGUAGCUCUGGGUCUCUGCCUCGGAGGGGAAGAAGGCAGAAGAGGAGGGAAAAGGGUGCAGCAGGUGACUUAUACAAUUUUAAAAGUGCCUCUAAUACUUGCUUCUACCAAGAGUGGUGGUGGGGUGGGAGGGGGACCCCAGGGAACAGCCCAUGGGGGGCGGGGGGAGUGGGGGCAUCCAGCACACAACCGGUGUUAGUUUUUCAUUUUACGCUCUGAAAGCCGCCUCUUUGGAAGAACCGGACAGAGUAGCUUAGGCGUCUCCCAGAAAUAGAGUGGGUUUUUUUUUAACCUCUUCAGUUCCUGCCCAGUCAGGCUUUUGUUUUUUGUUUUCCCUUCCUUCCUUUUUUUAAAAAUGUGGCAGUAUUAAGCCUAGUUCUGUUGAAGCAGUUUGGGUGGAUCGGAGAUCCCCCGUUUAGGUUUCAGAAGCCGGAUUCUCAGUUGAGCUGAUUUGCGUUCCUGGCAUGGGUUCCAGGCUCUCUUCCCUUUCCCCGUGACCCCCCACCCUCCCCCACCCCAGGUUGUGGAGGGGGCAGGAAGGGGGUGGGGGUGGGGGCAAACGGUCGGAACACCUAUGCAGCAUCUCCCCAAACCGGUCAAGAAGUUUUUCUCUCGUUCUUCAGUCAUUUGGGUUGGAUAAUUGUGUGUCUUCCUUUGUUGAAAGGGACGGUGGGGGAAGAGUGGGAAGGUAGGACCAGGGCAAACUGGCCAUAGCAGCACCCGAGGACGGGGUGUGUGAGUGGGGUGGGGUGGGGGGCUUCCCCUCCACCCAGAGUUUCCUGGUACUUAGCAAAGUUGAGGAGCAGAUGGGGUGAAUUUGCAAAGCCAGGCAGAAAAACCUGCCCAGAGGCUGGCAUGCAAGUGAUCCAGGAACCGGGAUCAUGGCUGCAAAUUGGGGCUGGGAGGGGGCAGGAAAGACUUUGGGGAUACAUCCGAGUGGGCUACAAGAUUUGGGUGAGGGGGGGUGCAGGAGACCCUGCUUCUGUGGGGUUGGGCACUACCCGGGCCCUCCUUCGCACCUCUUCUCCAGCCGCCUUGCUUAUGGUUUCCUAGUUUUGGAUAGCUUUACUGCAGGAGGGAGGAGAGGACAGGACUACCUGCCCUCUCCCCCCCCCCCCAGCCUUUUCCCCUUUCCCAAGGAGGCAGUGCCAGGAAGGACAGGGCAGAGCUGGGCUUGCAAACAAAGGCCAGCCUUACCUGUUGAUAGCCGGUUCAGGUAAACAAGGUGAGAGGUCGAGUGAGGGGGGAGUUGGGGGCUUCACAACCAGGGGGCAGGGAAAGUUUACCCAAGUAAGGUGGGGGGGGUGGAGGGGGCCGGCCUGUGGGUUUUGCCCCCCCCCCCAAGCUGGGCACGGUGCCCCUGCUGGGGGUGGCAGUGUCUCUUUGCAGCCCCUUCCUCACCCAACAGCCAGUUCUUAGGUACCGAAUUCUCGCCGAAUCCCCUCUCCUCUUCCACACCGUCGAGAACUGUUCGAAGUCUGAAAAGCCUUUUUCCAAAGUGUGUACCGAAGAGUAGUGUACAAAAACAAAACAAAAAUAUGAGAAAAACAAACCAGACAGAGCUACUGUAUUUCUAAAAAAAAAAAAUAGUAGAGAGACAAGGUUCCUGUUUGAAAUAGAAAUGUUAUUUUAGAUACAUUUUAUUAUGAAUAACUUUUGUUAUGACUAUGGCUGGUAACCAUGAAUACGUUAUUUAAAAAAAAACACACACAAAAUGUUUUACAAAAAAAAAAGAAAAAAAAGAUCAAAUUCUGACUUUAGAUUGCUUUGUUUGGACUCCUUUUGCUGCUUUUUUCCCCUUUCUGGUUUUUUGCUUUGUAAAAGGCAUAUACAGAAUUUAAGCAUUAGUCCUUUUUUUAUUAACCUCUAUGAUAAAGCUGUGCUUAUUUUG